Messenger RNA from Pungitius pungitius (ninespine stickleback), 2288 nucleotides. It is a transcript of the gene ttc29, whose product is annotated as tetratricopeptide repeat domain 29. Gene Ontology annotation, cellular component: cilium. The coding region runs from base 841 to 2037 and encodes 398 amino acids. Gene Ontology annotation, biological process: cilium movement. Lineage: Eukaryota; Metazoa; Chordata; Actinopteri; Perciformes; Gasterosteidae. The transcript is spliced from 11 exons. Gene Ontology annotation, molecular function: protein binding. The record is from RefSeq and is a predicted model, not a curated record.
UUUGUAUCCACAUGCAGGAUAUAAAUAGUGUGAUUUAAAUGUUUAAAGUCCAUUAGAUUUCAGACAGAAAUAUUGUGUUUAUUUAGAAUUAGUAAAUGAUAAACUGGUUGUAAAGAUACAGGAUUAAAUUUAAAUGAACGAACAGGUAACGACGCUGACUCUGAAUGGAACGUGGCCGCUGCGUCCAGUGGGCGACAGUCAGUGUUGGAAUGCGGCCGGUCCCCGUUGCCAUGGCGACGCCGUAACUCGCGCAGCAGCGGCGGCGGCGCAGGAGACGGUGACACCGCGAGUUAACGUCCGUUUUUGCGGUACGGAGCUUCAGUGCGUGAGUUACUCGGCGUGUGCCUUCACGUGUCUCACUGCUGUUUGGGAGAGAAACGCGGAUGUUUCCUUCAAAAGAGAAAUAACGGUGACGAACUGUAGUUUCACUCGGUUAGCUUAGUUAGCUUAGCAUGAGUUAACGACAAUUCCGAUUCAUUCAAAUGUAGUAAUUCACGUUAAUUCACAAAAACAAUCCUUCACUGUAACUUAAUUAGCUCUUCAUUAGCUGUGCAGUGUUAUCGUCAGCAGUUAUACAUCCAUUAUGAGACAAAGUAUUUAAAUACAACAGUACAUUUCCUCUUGCUGGUAUCUAAUAGUAGUGAGAAGUAUUCAGACCAUCCAUUGAAGUAAAAGUACUAAUACAACUGUGUACAACGUGCUUAUCAAUACAUACAAUAUACAUAUAAACACAGCAAAUAUCUGGAAGCCUCUCAUUCGUUUUGUUCAGGAUUUAAAUCGAAAUUGAUUUCCAUGUUUAAUAGAAUUUACUUUCAGGCCCAUUUUAGUUAUUUUUAGAAGAUGACGCAGCGGAGGAGCCGCACGGAGGACAGCAGGAGGAAGCAGCAGGAAGAGUCUCUCCAAACUGAAUCGGUUCAGAUUCUCACCCUGCCAGAAACAUGUCGGUUCAGAAACAGUCUGAAGCAGAACAUCUGUGUGGAGCUGCUUCUGGAUGGCUACCACAGGUCGUUCUCUGAGUUCUUCUCCCUUCUGGACCCGGAUCGGGUUUGGACGGGGGCCCCUGAGCCGGAUGUCCGGACCCCGCUGGACGGUCAGCGGGACAAACUGGAGACCAUGCUACUGCACCUGAGACAGGCUGAGCAGGCGGAGAACACCUGCUCCUGGACCGCAGCCUGUGACCAGCGCCUCCUCCUGGGUCGGUACUUCUCGGGCCCGGAGGACCUCUGGCUCAGUCUGCACUUCUACCACAGGUGUGCGGACGCAGAGCGGGGGGGCCACUCCAGGCCGGCCACCGAGGCCCUGGCCCGCCUGGCGGAGAUCUACCUGCAGCUAGGCGAGCUGCAGCAGGCGCGGCGGCAGGCGGAGCGCUGCGUGCGGCAGGCGGACGAGGGCGGCUGGCCCCUGAGGCUCGAGGCUCGCAGGACCCUGUGGAGCAUCUACAGCCGGCUGGCGGAGGAGGCGCCGCCCGCCGAGGCCCAGCAGCUGCUCCACGAGGGCCGCAGAGUAGCUGCUGAGUCCGAAGACAAACGCAACGAAUCAGAAGCCUGCUAUCGCCUCGGGCUGACCUAUCAGAGAGCAGGAGACCAUGACAAGGCCAAAAAGUUCUUAAACUCCUGCAUCCAGAUUGGUGACGGGCUGGAUGCAGACUGGUUGGGGAAGUCCUACAAAGCUUUGGCUGUAUCUGUAAAGAGGGUUACACACAUGACGCACUCCAGUUCCUGGAGAAGAUGGUCGUCAUCUCUCGAGGCAACGAGCAGAAACACAACCUGGCAGACGGCCUCAUGUGUCUGGGCCACGCCUACUUCAAGAAGAGCGAGUACAGCGCGGCGUGUGAAUACUUCCUGCAGGCCUGCGAGGUCCUCUCAUUGGCUGGAGACGUGUCUCUGCUGCAGGAGUCUCAGGUGUCGUUGGCGAUGUCUCGCGCACUUCUCUCCCAGCAGGAAACAUGCCGACGUGGUGAUGUCAUCGCCCGCCGCCCUGCGCCGCCAGAAGGAGGGGGGACAAGGACAUGGACCCGGGACACAAACGAGUCUCUGACGGAUACAUAAACAGUCUCCUUUAAGAGCGUUGUGACGACAAGUCUCUCUGAAGAUGAAUAAAUCUCUCACUAUUUCUCUUCAACUCUACAGUUUCUACAGUUUGAUGGCAUGAAACACCAGCUGUAAUUGUUUUCUCUAUUUGAUUGUAUUGUUAUUAGACAUUUAGAAGUAUGUGUUUUUUUCUAACUCCAACAUAAUAAACUGUUGAAUGAAGUUCUUGUAAACCAAUGGUUCUUUAUAAAAGCCCGU